AUGGGGUGGUUGGAAUAUCUAUCUAUCUAUCUAUCUAUCUAUCUAUCUAUCUAUCUAUACCUGAUUGAUUUUGGAUUUUUCUCAUAUUUUUUUUCAUUUCUCUUCCUCAAUUUCUUACAAUUUGUUCUUUUUCUUUCUCUCUCUUCUCUCUCUCUUCUCUCUCUUUCUCUCUUUUCUCUCUCUCUCUCUCUCUCUUUUCUCUCUCUUCUCUCUCUUUUUCUCCCUCUCUCUCUUUUCUCUCUCUUUUCUCUCUUUUCUCUCUUUUCUCUCUCUUCUCUCUCUUUUUUCUCCCUCUCUCUCUCCUCUCUUUUUUCUCUCUUCUCUCUCUUUUCUCCCUUUUCUCUCUCUUCUCUCUCUCUUCUCUCUCUUUCUUUCUCUUCUCUCUCUUUUCUCUCUUCUCUCACACUUCUCUCUCUUUUUUCUCUCUCUCUUUCUCUCUAUUCUCUCUUCUCUUUCUCUCUCUCUCUCUUCUCUCUCUUUCUCUCUUCACUAUCUUUUCUCUCUUUCUUUUUUCUCUCUCUCUUCUCUCUCUUUCUUUCUCUCUUUUUCUCUCUCUCUCUUCCCUCUCUUUCUCUCUCUCUUCUCUCUCUCUUUUCACUCUUCUCUCUCUUUUCUCUCUUCUCUCUCUGUUCUCUCUCUUCUCCCUCCUUUUUCUCUCUCUCUCUUCUCUCUCUCUCUUCUCAAUUUUAUCUCUCUUCUCUCUCCCUCUCUCUUAAAUUCUUCAAUUUUCGUCUUUUCUUUUUCAAUAAUAUUUCGCAUAUUCUCAUUCUCUUUAGCUUGUCGCCAUUAUCAACACUUUCUUCUCUUUUAGUCUCUCCCCCUCAUUUGUUCUCUCAGAUAUUUUCGCUGUUUCUUUCACUCCUCUCUCUUCCGCCAUCUUUUUCGCCACAUUCUUCUUUCUUUAUCUUUCUCCUUUUUUUUUUCUCUUUCACAUACAUUGUUCCUUUGUCUUUCCUCUAUGGUCCCUUUCCUGUCAACGAGUGCUUUUAUUCCUGUCUCUUUCUUCCUUUCUUCAAACAAGUCUUCUAUUUUUUUUUCUUUCUCUCUUCUAGUUUCCUCCAUUGUUUUCAACACGUUCUUCUCUAUUCUUCGAUUGUUUUGAAACUGGUUUUCUUUUCUUGUGUAAUUCUUUCUCUAACCGUAACUCAUAAUUUCAACGAAAAGAACAGACUGUUCUUUUUGUUUGUUUUUUUUCUGUUAGCAUUUUUUCUUUUUGGUACUUUUUGGUACUUCGCUGCAUAUUUUUCACUCUCACUUACUACAUUGCCUAUCUCUAUUGGUCUAUUCUCCCACUCUUUCUUUCCUCUCUCCCUUUUUCUCUCUCCUUGUCACUUUCUCUCUCUCCCUUUCUCUUUCUCCCUCUUCUCUCCCCUUCUCUCUUUCUCUCUCUCUUUCUCAGGCAAGUGUAGGAACUCUUUUACUGAGAAAAAACAAUUCGAUGAGUCCAAUAUUUGA
Molecule: messenger RNA, 1455 nt
Organism: Acanthosepion pharaonis
Lineage: Eukaryota; Metazoa; Mollusca; Cephalopoda; Sepiida; Sepiidae
Source: the annotation of a GenBank genome assembly